Wallemia mellicola CBS 633.66 is the source of this 540-nucleotide messenger RNA. RefSeq lists its product as hypothetical. The record is from RefSeq and is a predicted model, not a curated record. Lineage: Eukaryota; Fungi; Basidiomycota; Wallemiomycetes; Wallemiales; Wallemiaceae. The transcript has a single exon. Bases 1 to 540 code for a protein of 179 amino acids.
AUGAAUAAAAGGCAGUUCAACAAAUUUGAGAACCAUCGCUCCAUCAACAAACCAUACACACAACCAAACUAUAAAUCACAAUUAUCAUCUGAGAACUAUAAAACAUUACUAACAGGACACUUACUCCCUGAUGUCUCACUCUUCGAUCGAGGUUCAGACGCUACAUACACUUGCAGACUAGACCUACUCACCAAUGUAAGACAACUCCACACGCCUGAACGCUUCAGCACAAUUAGCGGAGAUGCAAAAUCAUCACUCGUCAGGACAAUGCACCUCAACCUAGGAUAUCAGAACGGUACUAUCAGCUGGAUCGAAAAAGAAGCGUACUAUAGUCCACAUCACACUUCAACAAUCCUAUCGAAAAAGCUACUCGAAGAAUACAAUUUAUACCUAUUUUGCAAGCCACCAUAUCGGGCAACUUUCCACAACAGUCAUAACGGGAAACUCGUGUACGACGUGCCAUUCAUAAACGGAAAAUUACUUUUUAAACUCAGUGUAAACCCAAUUUACAACGUCCUAAAGUAUAUUUUCUCAGUUUAG